Molecule: messenger RNA, 703 nt
Organism: Zingiber officinale
Lineage: Eukaryota; Viridiplantae; Streptophyta; Magnoliopsida; Zingiberales; Zingiberaceae
Product: chemocyanin-like
Exons: 2
Coding region: 114-497 (127 amino acids)
Cellular component (GO): plasma membrane
Molecular function (GO): electron transfer activity
Source: RefSeq, a predicted model, not a curated record
CCAUUCCCUUCCCUUCGUUCUAUAUAAUCCACCCUUUGCUUCUCACUUUCAUCCAACAAAGUCGAGCAUACGUCUCUUCCCUCUUCCAGUAGAAGUCAAUUUUUAGGAGACGCAUGGCUCAGGGAAGUGGCAGUGCCAACCGAGCUACCGCCGCCCUCGGGCUGGCCUUACUACUCUGCCUCCUCCUUGCUCACGCUGCCGACGCAGCUACCUACACCGUCGGCGACAGCGGCGGCUGGACCUUCAACACGGCCAGCUGGACCCGCGGGAAGCGCUUCCGCGCCGGCGACGUCCUCGUGUUCAGGUACAGCCCCUCGGUGCACAACGUGGUGGCGGUGAGCGCGGCCGGCUACAACGGCUGCUCGGCGCCGCGCGGCUCCCGGACUUACGCCUCCGGCAGCGACCGCAUCACCCUCGCCAGAGGCAGCAACUACUUCAUCUGCAGCAUCGCCGGCCACUGCCAGGCUGGCAUGAAGAUAGCCGUCGUCGCUGCCUGAGCUAUCUAUCUAAUUUAUCAGUAAUUUAUAUACUUCUCCGCAAUAUAUCAGCCAUCGAGUGACUUAAAUAAACAUACUUCGAUCCUGUCAACGCGAGGGGGCACCCUGUUUGUAUGGAUCAAGCUAGUUAAAAGUAGGAGACUAAUUUGUAUCAGAGAAAAGUUUGAGAAAAUAAUAUAAGCUGCUAUAUAUCACUUCUACUAUAA